AUGCUGUCUGCCCCACUCCUUCAACCUGAAAUUAUGGAGGCAGCAGAGGCACCAAUUCCCUCAGAGUCAUUAUGGGAUCAGAUAACCAAAUUCACAGCCACGAUGAAUGCGGCGUACAGAAGAAAACCAAUCCCUUAUUGGAUUCUUCUUUUUCUCGGCAUCAUUGCAAUGGUUGUGGCGUUUCCAGCUUCCAGCAUUCUGUCUCGUGUUUAUUACGCCAACGGCGGCCAGAGCAAGUGGAUCAUAUCUUGGAUAGCUGUUGCUGGAUGGCCUCUCAUUGCAUUGAUAUUGUUUCCUACAUACUUCAUUACGAAAACCUUUCCGACUCCGCUUGGCUUAAAACUGUUUCUGUCUUACAUUGUUUUGGGUUUUCUAAGUGCUGCUGAUAAUCUCAUGUAUGCUUAUGCUUAUGCUUACCUACCUGCAUCUACUGCUGCUCUUGUUGCGUCGUCGUCUCUUGUGUUUUCUGCACUUUUCGGAUACGUUCUUGUCAAUAACCGGAUGAAUGUUUCUAUAGUAAAUGCCCUUUUUGUGAUAACGGCUGGAUUGACCAUCAUUGCUUUGGAUUCAAGUUCAGAUAAAUAUGAUAACAUCAGUAACAAUCAAUACAUAAUGGGAUUGGUAUGGGAUGUUUUAGGUUCUGCACUUCACGGACUUAUCUUCGCACUCUCCGAGCUGGUUUUCGUUAAACUACUGGGGCGGAGAUCGUUUGUAGUUGUUCUGGAACAGCAAAUCAUGGUUUCAUGGUUUGCAUUUCUGUUUACGAGUAUAGGGGUAAUUGUAAGUGGCGAUUUUCGAAGAAUUUCAUCCGAGGCUACUAUCUUCAAAGGAGGUAAAAGUGCGUAUUAUCUUGUUCUCGUUUGGGGUGCAGUUACUUUUCAGUUGGGGGUUUUAGGGGCAACUGCUGUGAUUUUCUUGGCUUCAACUGUGCUUGCUGGUGUACUUAAUGCAGUAAGAACACCAAUAACAAGUAUUGUAGCUGUUAUUCUGUUACAUGAUCCAAUGAGUGGUUUCAAAAUCCUAUCACUAUUGAUUACCUUUUGGGGAUUUGGAUCAUAUAUUUAUGGCAGUUCAAUGGAUCAUAAACAAUCUUAA
Molecule: messenger RNA, 1095 nt
Organism: Lathyrus sativus (Indian pea)
Lineage: Eukaryota; Viridiplantae; Streptophyta; Magnoliopsida; Fabales; Fabaceae
Source: the annotation of a GenBank genome assembly